AUGGCUUGCACUCUGGCCUGCACUGCCGCGCUGUCGGCCCCCAGCAGCACCACCCGCGCCCCGCGGACCCUGGCAGCCACGGCGGCCCUCCCGCAGCGCCGGCGGCGGCAGCAGCGCCGCCUGGCGGUGCGCGCCGCGGCGCAGCCCGAGCCCGACAGCCCCGCCAGCGCGGUGCAGGACUUUGCGCGCAACGCGGAGCGGGUGUUGUCCCGCUACGACUUCCUGUCUGCCGGCAUGGGAGCCAUGCUGGUCACCGGCUUCUGCGUGGCGCGUGGCCAGGACCUGGGCACGGCGCUGUGGAUCACCGCCGCCGCCACCGUGGUGGCCAUCUUGGUGAACGACGUGCUGCCUGAGGAGCGCUGA
Chlorella variabilis is the source of this 363-nucleotide messenger RNA. RefSeq names its product expressed protein. The record is from RefSeq and is a predicted model, not a curated record. The coding region runs from base 1 to 363 and encodes 120 amino acids. The transcript has 2 exons. Lineage: Eukaryota; Viridiplantae; Chlorophyta; Trebouxiophyceae; Chlorellales; Chlorellaceae.